This is a messenger RNA of Nerophis ophidion (straightnose pipefish), 1435 nucleotides long. RefSeq lists its product as uncharacterized. The transcript is spliced from 10 exons. NCBI's taxonomy places the organism in Eukaryota, Metazoa, Chordata, Actinopteri, Syngnathiformes, Syngnathidae. The record is from RefSeq and is a predicted model, not a curated record. Bases 120 to 1388 code for a protein of 422 amino acids. Gene Ontology annotation, molecular function: interleukin-17 receptor activity.
UCUUUUUUUUCUUUUUUUUGCUUUCGUUUUCUUUUCUUUUUUUUUAUUUGGACGAGGAUUUGUGUCCUGCAUAAAAACUUGCAGGGAGUCACUUGCGUGGCCACUGCUGAGUCGGCAACAUGUGGACCCGACCUCUUGUUGCCAGCUUUUAUCUCGCCGUCCUGGUGACGUCACAGAAAAUGGAGUGUCGUGAGGAUUAUGAUUUCCCUCCAACGAGCGACUACAGUCCGUCCGUGCUGGCAGAUUUGAAGGUGGAGCUGGUGAAAGUGUCGGGAGAAGACAUGAUGAACGUGAGCUGGGCCAUCAACAUUGACGGCAGCAUUGAGUAUCUGAAAGGCACUCGCUUGGUGGGAGAUACGGUUGUUGUCUGUGAAUACACGCCUCCUUUGGCCCAGGCGGACAUGGCGGGGUCACAUCAGAAAUGGUUCCACUACUUGGUAAGAUGGUAUGGUUCCAACGUCAUCACAGCAGCCAACUUCCCUUUGCCGCCUCCAGGCAGCGGCCUCUCCUACCGCAGCAUCAUCAUCCCUCGCCCCAAACACAGUUUUGCAGGCCGUGCACCAAAGACUACUAUUCACCCCAAAGCUGAUAUCACAGACAUCACCACAGACAGUCCUCGUUCAGAUCCUCCAAACACUUUGGCCAACAUCUUGGUGAGAAUUUAUCUGGGACUUGCUGCCUUCAUGAUCGUCACUUCUGGAUACAUCCUGUAUAAGAGAUGUUGGAGACAUGUUGCCUUUAUGCUGGGCCUCAAAAGGUCGCCUCCAUCGUCCAAAGUUCCCGUCUCUGUCCUCAUGGUGUACCCUCCCGAAGACGGAGCCUUCCAGAAGGCUGUGAUGGCCUUGGCAGAGUUCCUGCAGAAGCACGCGGGCUGCAGCGUGGCCAUCGACGUGUGGCAGCAGGCGAGGAUCGCACAACUGGGUCCCUUGCGUUGGCUGGCGGAAGAAGUCAAGGCUGCGCAGCGUGUCCUCAUCAUCUGCCCCCAGUCCGGCCACUCUGCUCCCUCCAACCUCAUCUCCACCGGACCCUGCGUACCAGCUGCGGCUCAUGAUCUUUACCCUCUGACCCUCAACACGGUGGCGAGCCACGCUAAAAAUGCUGACGAUCUCUCCAAGUUCUGGGUGUUGCAGCUCGGACAGCACAAGGACAAGAGGCCCGGCUCCUUGGCUCCAGAGCUGAGGGCCUGCAGACGUUUUUGUUUAUUGCGGGAUUUAAGCAAACUCUGCAGGAGUCUGCACACUUGCAGGCGAGACGGCAAAUCGUGGGCAAAUUUCAUCUUUGUAGCAGACAGUGAGAAGAGUACGGUGAAGUUAAAAGACGCUGUGGAAAAACUAAAUGUCGUCAUCCCCGCUGAGUCGCAACCACUCAAUCCUGUCAUCGCUGUUUGAAUAUUCAGACAACACCUCAGUGAUAUUAUAAAAUAGUACAAAAAUAA